Molecule: messenger RNA, 1175 nt
Organism: Topomyia yanbarensis
Lineage: Eukaryota; Metazoa; Arthropoda; Insecta; Diptera; Culicidae
Exons: 8
Coding region: 1-1071 (356 amino acids)
Source: RefSeq, a predicted model, not a curated record
AUGGACAACCGGAAAGGGACUCAUCAUCAUCGUGAACGUGAAGUAGAAGAAGGAUUCGAUGAUAUGCAAAUGUUCGUUGAAUUGGACAAUUAUGAUUUUAUGCGGUUAAAACUUCGAACCAAAGUGAUUAAAUUAAUCCAACGCAUGCAGAAGGAAAUAUUGGACGAUACAGUUAUUGAAGAAACAUUGGAAAAUGAAAGCGACGAACCGAACAAUAACGGUGAGGAUGACAUUUUGAAUGUUGAUGGUGAAGUAGUGCAUGAAGAAGCACUCGAAAACAAUGACCGAAAUAACGUAUAUCACGGAGUUGUGUUGGAAACUGUAAUCAACAUAAAUGUAAUUUUCCAGCGCACUCCCAACGGCAAAGCGGUUAUGGAAAUUUUAAAAGAGGGGCAAAACCCAAAUGACAUAUGUCUAACUGCCAUUAAGCGCAUCCUCUGCGAAUAUCUCAAAUCUAUGUAUGGAUUGCGCCCUUCCGCUUUUCACAAAAAUCUCCUGGCACAAAGUCUUGUGAACACGUACCCUCAACUGGCAUCAUCAACUCCAGACGUUCCACAGGCACUCUGGUUUCAUCCCAACGGACGGAGUAUUAUCACACAGGGUAAGGUGAUAUCUUCAGAGGGUAGUUCUACUGAAAAUACAGAUGCAGCGCAGCCAGUUGAUAUGAAUGCAGUGAUUAAAGAAUUGAAGUUCCUGUGUCCUGGACCGAACAUGAAACUUCAGGCAGAAGAGCUCUGGUCUAUUACAAUCGAUGAACGCAACGAAUUGCGUCGAAAGGGUUCAUUCGAUUGUUACCUGCUAGAUUACCCCGUAUCAACCGCGUUCAAUGGGUCUAUGGUGACGAAAUCGACAGGCUGGACGACACCUUGCGAUGGUGGAGUAGACAAUCAGAAGGAGGCAAAUACCGAUACAAUUGAUGCGAUAAUCGGCGCUAACGAGCCGCCAGGGACAAUUGUGCUGGAAUCGUCAGAAGUUUUACAGCCCAAUCCUCACCAGGAGUCGGUUAUUCUGGACACGAAAACCAGCGCUUCGCAGGCCCUUCUAUAUCUGCCAACAAGCUGUCUGAUCUGACGAUAGCGGAGACCAGUACGAACAUACAUACUAGCGCCAGUUAAUCAGCAUCGAUUGUCCCGGGUACCAGCGUCAUCCUCAUUAGACUCAAAACUCUUCCAAAC